Molecule: messenger RNA, 1101 nt
Organism: Exserohilum turcica Et28A
Lineage: Eukaryota; Fungi; Ascomycota; Dothideomycetes; Pleosporales; Pleosporaceae
Exons: 3
Coding region: 1-1101 (366 amino acids)
Source: RefSeq, a predicted model, not a curated record
AUGUUCCACGCCUAUCCCGGUGAGCGACGAGACUUGCAGUGGGUUACUGUAACCUUGACCUCCAUCGCCACCAUACUUUUGAUCUCCCGCAUUUCCCUUACCAUCAAGAAUAGGGGUUGGCUGGGACUCGAAGAUGGAUUUGUUAUCGCAGCCAACGUAAGUGCCCAUAUCCGAGCAACACGAAGCGACACUGACGGAGACCAGCUAACAUGUGCAUUGCAGUUCUUCUGGCUUACUCAACUCUUUUACACGCUAACCAACGGCUUCAACAAAAUGGCAUUUGUAGCCCUGUACUACCGCGUAUUUCCCAUGAAACGGUUCAGGCAAGUGUGUCUGUUCUUAGGCGGUGUGUCUGUCGCAUGGACAGUGUCUUUUGUGUUUAUCGUUGUCUUCCAAUGUACACCGAUACACCGCGUAUUCAAUCGUACAAUCCCAGGAACGUGCAUUAACUUCUUCUGGCACCGAUGGUUGAACGCGAUCUCGAACCUCUUGACCGAUAUCGCGAUCUUUAUUAUGCCUAUACCAGUAAUCAUUCGUCUGAACAUGUCGUUGGGCUCCCGGAUCGGCCUCGUGGUGCUCUUCUCCAUGGGCUUCUUCAUCUGCCUUACGACGGCCCUUCGCAUGGCGACGCUACCAUUGACCCUCCGGACCAAAGACCCCUCGUGGGAGUCUGCGCCGACGAACCUAUGGAGUUUUAUCGAAGCAGCGAGUGGUGUCAUUUGCGCAUGCCUGAUUAGUUUGCGGAAAAGCAUCACAGCCCUGUGGCCCAAGAGAUGGACCAGUAGCAAAGGCACGAGUGGCGCAUAUCGGCAGUAUGACCAUAAUACACCAUCGGCCCAAGGGGCGCCUAGAUCGAGGGGACGUACGGCUGAUAAUGCAUACCAUUCGUAUGCGAUGAGCAACGUCAAGGGGAAUACCGGUCGUUCAGACACAUACGUCAACGGGAGUCCUAGUGAAAGCCAGGAGCACAUUAUCGAGCAGUCGAAGACAACAACACAUCACGUCAUGACCAGCCGCCCGCGAAGCAGUGACAGCGGAAGUGAUAAGACUGAGGUCCAGGGCAUAACAGUUACGACAGACGUCAAGGUCAUUAGAAAUUAA